AUGCCGCGUUCUUUCCUCGUCAGAAAGCCUGCUUGCUCCCGUCGGCGACCUAACUACAGCGAGCUGCAUGACUCGUCCCUAGAGUUCACCUUUGAGCAGCCCUACGACCAGGCCCAUCUGCUGGCAGCAAUUCCUCCGCCCGAGGUCCUCAACCCCAAGGCCUCGCUGCCCACACUCAUCUGGGACUCUCUCCUGGUGCCCCAAGUGCAGCCCAGUAUCUGGGCCUCCCUGCAGACCCAGGAGGGCCCAAAGGCCUCCGAGCUGACCUCCCUGUCGGACGAGGACAGUGGGAAGGGCUCCCAGCCCCCCAGCCCUCCCUCACCGGCUCCUUCGUCCUUCUCUUCUGCCUCAGCCUCUUCCCUGGAGGCGGAGGCCUAUGCUGCCUUCCCCGGCUUGGGCCCCGUGCCCAAGCAGCUGGCUGUGCUCGCUGGGGCCAAGGACCCCCAGUCUCGAAAGGCCUUCAACUGCAAGUACUGCGACAAGGAAUACGUCAGCCUCGGUGCUCUCAAGAUGCACAUCCGCAGCCACACGCUGCCCUGCGUGUGCGACACCUGUGGCAAGGCCUUCUCCCGGCCCUGGCUGCUGCAGGGCCACGUUCGGACCCACACAGGUGAGAAGCCUUUCUCCUGCUCCCACUGCAGCCGCGCCUUCGCUGACCGCUCCAACCUGCGCGCACACCUGCAGACACAUUCUGCCGUCAAGAAGUACCAGUGCAAAACCUGCUCACGCACCUUCUCCCGCAUGUCCCUGCUGCAUAAGCACGAAGAGUCAGGCUGUUCAGGGGGCCCCCGCGGACCCUAG
Molecule: messenger RNA, 801 nt
Organism: Chrysochloris asiatica (Cape golden mole)
Lineage: Eukaryota; Metazoa; Chordata; Mammalia; Afrosoricida; Chrysochloridae
Gene: SNAI1
Product: snail family zinc finger 1
Exons: 3
Coding region: 1-801 (266 amino acids)
Biological process (GO): regulation of DNA-templated transcription
Molecular function (GO): DNA-binding transcription factor activity, RNA polymerase II-specific; RNA polymerase II cis-regulatory region sequence-specific DNA binding
Source: RefSeq, a predicted model, not a curated record